Molecule: messenger RNA, 1249 nt
Organism: Pocillopora damicornis (cauliflower coral)
Lineage: Eukaryota; Metazoa; Cnidaria; Anthozoa; Scleractinia; Pocilloporidae
Product: methyltransferase-like protein 27
Molecular function (GO): S-adenosylmethionine-dependent methyltransferase activity
Source: RefSeq, a predicted model, not a curated record
UUUGGGUAUUCUCCCUCAUAGACAAACAUCUCUCCAAAUUUCGUUUCAACCUUCAAGUUGUGAACAAGAAGAGCCGCUUUAUGAGAGUCCACUGCUUUAUAAUCUCAUGUUCAAUCAUGGCCAAGGCAGAAGAAAAUCAUUUCUACUCAGAAAGACUUCUUACUUUGAAUCCCAGAUCUACUGAUGAGUAUGUCAAAACCAUUUAUGAUGAUUGGGCAGAGACUUAUGACAAGGUCACAGGAGAAGCAGGAUAUAUAGCCUACAAGACUUGCCCCCCUAUCUUCGACCAAUUCGUGCGUGAAAAUCUUUGCAACGACCCAUCAAAGCUUCGAAUUCUCGAUGCUGGUGCUGGCACAGGGAUUGUGGGUAAGGUCCUUCAGAGUCUGGGAUACACGAAUAUCGACGCCUUGGACAUCUCGCAGAAGAUGCUGGACGAAGCAAAGAAGUUGAACAUCUAUAAAGAGUUCAUCUGUGCUCCACUGAGCGCCGAACCAAUAGCGGAAAUAGCAACGAACCAAUACGAUGCACUAAUCUGUGUUGGUACACUUACUGUCGGUCAUGUGAAACCCGUUGCUCUGGACGAGAUUCUGCGCAUUGUCAAACCAGGUGGUAUUAUUGGAUUUACUCUUCGAAGAGAUAUUUACGAAGAAACCGGCCCCGAAAAGUGCGGUUAUCUUGAAAAAAUGAGUGAGAUGGAGACAAGCCAGAAAUGGAAACUCCUUAAAUGCGAGUUGAUAGAUUAUCAUCUGAACGUGGAUGAACUGCGAGCUAAAUGUUACUCUAUAAUGUAUCAAGUUUUAUGAGAAAAGUAACGAUGAGUUAUGACAGAUAAUUACGGGCAAAUGGUCAUUGUUUCGUGAUUCAGGAAACGACAUCGGGAACCUAAAGCAGUCAGGAUGAAAACGCCGCGGAAGACGUCGAUAAAAAAACGAAUUUAUCAGAAAUAUUUAUCAGAAGUAUUUUAGUCAGAAUUUUGCAAAUGAUUUGACAUGUUUAGCAUCUCUUACGGUGCCACACCUCAACGUGAGCACAGAGAUUGCGGGCAACGUUGAGUUCGAAAUUGAUACGCAAAUAAUUGCCGUCGGGGUUCCCGUUCUCAGACCACGCAAAUUUUAGUGAUUUUAGUGAUUUUUAGUAAGUUUUUUCCCUUCCACGUCGCUGUCGCUGUUGAGGUUUGCUUAAGGUCCCUCCUGUGAAUGUCACUGGGAAAGAAAUGACUAAGCAUAUUAAUAAAAAAUGAUUCUGGGAA